This is a messenger RNA of Propithecus coquereli (Coquerel's sifaka), 7003 nucleotides long. It is a transcript of the gene ZNFX1, whose product is annotated as zinc finger, NFX1-type containing 1. The record is from RefSeq and is a predicted model, not a curated record. NCBI's taxonomy places the organism in Eukaryota, Metazoa, Chordata, Mammalia, Primates, Indriidae. Gene Ontology annotation, biological process: regulatory ncRNA-mediated heterochromatin formation. The coding region runs from base 220 to 5970 and encodes 1916 amino acids. The transcript has 14 exons. Gene Ontology annotation, cellular component: nuclear RNA-directed RNA polymerase complex; nucleus. Gene Ontology annotation, molecular function: helicase activity; zinc ion binding.
CUCCUCCCUCCACCACCCCUCCGGCCGCCCGCCCGGCUCUUCGCCCCGCCCAGGGCUUGCAGGGAAAGGAAACCGAAAGUGCGCGGCUUCGGGCGAGGUCGCCGACCUGCCCCGGCCAGAGUCCCAGCACCAGCCGGCGGCGGACAGAGGACGCGCCGGAGCCGGUUUUCCAGAUAACUGAAAGUAACGUGAACACAGAGAAAUUCAGGUGACUCAGACAUGGAGGAAAGAAGACCUCAUCUGGAGGCCAGACCCAGGAAUUCCCAUACCAAUCACAGAGGGCCUGUGGAUGGAGAAUUACCACCAAGAGCUAGAAAUCAGGCCAAUAACCCACCAGCCAAUGCUCUCAGAGGAGGAGCCAACCGUCCCGGAAGACAUCCUAGGACCAACAACCAUCCUGUUCCUUACCGGCAAAGAGAAGAAAGAUUUAGGGCCAUGGGCAGGAACCCACAUCAGGGAAGGAGGAACCAGGAGGGACAUCCCAAUGACGAAGCUAGGGGCCAAAGACAUGAUCAGGAGAAUGAUACCAGGCGGAGAAAUGGCAACCAAGAGGACAGGAACCACAGACCACCAUGGUCCAAUGAAAACUUUCAGCAAUGGCGGACCCCUCUCCAGAAGCCUGCAGAACAGUCACAGCAGGUGAAGAAACUGGGCUACAAGUUUCUAGAAAGUCUUCUGCAGAAAGACCCCUCUGAGGUGGUCAUCACACUUGCCACAAGUUUAGGGCUGAAAGAGCUCCUGUCUCAUUCUUCCAUGAAACCCAACUUCCUUGAACUCAUCUGCCAGGUUCUUCGGAAGGCUUGCAGUUCCAAAAUGGACCGCCAGAGCAUUCUCCAUGUACUGGGCAUAUUGAAGAAUUCCAAAUUCCUCAAAGUCUGCCUGCCUGCUUAUGUAGUAGGGAUGAUCACUGAACCCAUCCUUGACAUUCGAAACCAGUAUCCAGAACACAUAAGCAACAUCAUCUCUCUCCUCCAGGACCUUGUAAGUGUCUUCCCUGCCAGCUCUGUGCAGGAAACUUCUAUGCUCAUUUCUCUCCUGCCAGCUUCUCUUAAUGCUUUGAGAGCCUCUGGUGUUGACAUAGACGAGGAGACAGAGAAGAACCUGGAAAAGGUGCAGACCAUCAUUGAACAUCUACAGGAAAAGAGGCGAGAGGGCACUUUGAGAGUGGAUACCUAUACCCUAGUGCAGCCUGAGGCAGAAGACCAUGUUGAGAGCUACCGGACCAUGCCCAUUUACCCUACCUACAAUGAAGUGCACUUGGAUGAGAGGCCCUUCCUUCGCCCCAACAUCAUUUCUGGAAAAUAUGACAGCACUGCUAUCUAUUUGGAUACCCACUUCCGACUCCUGCGAGAAGACUUUGUCAGACCUCUACGGGAAGGCAUUUUGGAACUUCUCCAAAGCUUUGAAGACCAGUGCCUGAGGAAGAGAAAGUUUGAUGACAUCCGAAUCUACUUUGAUACCAGGAUUAUCACCCCCUUGUGUUCAUCAUCAGGCAUUGUGUACAAGGUGCAGUUUGACACAAAACCACUAAAGUUUGUUCGCUGGCAGAAUUCCAAGCGAUUGCUGUAUGGGUCCUUGGUAUGCAUGUCCAAGGACAACUUUGAGACAUUUCUUUUUGCCACUGUGUCUAACCGGGAACAGGAAGAUCUCUGCCGAGGAAUUGUCCAGCUCUGCUUCAAUGAACAGAGCCAACAGCUGCUAACAGAGGUCCAGCCCUCUGACUCUUUCCUCAUGGUGGAAACAACCGCAUACUUUGAAGCCUACAGGCAUGUCCUGGAAGGACUCCAGGAGAUCCAAGAGGAAGACAUCCCCUUUCAGAGGAACAUUGUAGAAUGUGACUCUCAUGUGGAGGAGCCAAGGUAUUUGCUGUUAGGGGGCAGAUAUGAUUUUACCCCAUUAAUAGAGAAUCCCUCAGCCACUGGGGAAUCUCUGAGGAAUCCUGAGGGCUUGAGACAUCCCAGGAUUAAUGUCUUAGACCCUAGCCAAUGGCCCUCAAAAGAAGCCCUGAAGCUGGAUGACUCCCAGAUGGAAGCUUUGCAGUUUGCUCUCACAAGGGAACUGGCAAUUAUUCAAGGACCUCCCGGAACAGGCAAAACCUAUGUGGGUCUAAAAAUUGUUCAGGCCCUCCUAACCAAUGAGUCCGUGUGGCAAAUUAGCCUCCAGAAGUUCCCCAUCUUGGUUGUGUGUUACACGAAUCAUGCUUUGGACCAGUUUCUGGAAGGCAUCUACAAGUGUCAGAAGACCAGCAUCGUGCGGGUGGGUGGAAGGAGCAACAGCGAGGUCCUGAAGCAGUUCACCCUGAGGGAGCUGAGGAACAAGCGAGAGUUCCGCCGCAACCUCCCCAUGCACCUCCGAAGGGCCUACAUGAGUAUUGUGACACAGAUGAAGGAGUCAGAGCAAGAUCUUCAUGAAGGGGCCCGGACCCUGGAGUGCACCAUGCGCGGAGUCCUACGGGAACAGUUCCUGGAGAAGUACAUCUCCCCGCAGCAUUGGGAAAGCCUCAUGCGUGGACCUGUGCAGGAUGGUGAAUGGGUUUCCUUCCAGCGUUCGAAGCAGUCCAUGAUGUUGGAGUGGCUGGGUCUUGGUGUUGGUUCUUUCACCCAAAAUGUUUCUCCAGCAGGACCUGAGAAUACAGCCCAGGCAGAAGGGGAGGAGGAGGAAGAAGGAGAGGAGGAGGGCUCGCUGAUAGAGAUCGCAGAGGAGGCCGACUUGAUUCAAGCAGACCGGGUGAUUGAGGAGGAAGAGGUGGUGAGGCCGAGGCGUCGGAAGAAGGAAGAGAAUGGGGCAGACCAGGAGUUGGCUAAAAUGCUUCUGGCCUUGAGGCUAGACCACUAUGGCCCCGGGACAGAAGCUGGACAGGAGCAAGCUGCAGGAGAGUGGAAGAUCCAGCGCAAACAGAAAAAGAAAAUGAAGAAUAAAGUAAAGGAUGAGCUUCGUAAACUGAACGCCAUGACCAAGGCCGAGGCUGAUGAGAUCCAGGACAUCUGGCAGCUGGACCUCAAUUCUCGCUGGCAGCUUUAUAGGCUGUGGCUACAGAUGUACCAGGCCGAUACCCGCCGGAAAAUCCUCAACUAUGAACACCAGUACCGCACAUCAGCAGAGAGACUGGCUGAGCUGAGACUCCAGGAAGACCUCUACAUCCUUAAAGAUGCCCAGGUUGUAGGAAUGACAACCACAGGUGCUGCCAAAUACCGUCAGAUCUUACAGAAGGUGGAGCCUCGGAUUGUCAUAGUGGAAGAAGCUGCCGAAGUCCUUGAGGCCCACACUAUCGCCACGUUGAGCAAAGCUUGCCAGCACCUCAUUCUGAUUGGGGACCACCAGCAGCUGCGGCCCAGUGCCAACGUGUAUGAUCUGGCCAAGAACUUCAACCUUGAGGUGUCCCUUUUUGAACGGCUAGUGAAAGUGAACAUUCCCUUUGUCCGGCUGAAUUACCAGCACCGCAUGCGCCCUGAAAUUGCCCGCCUUUUGACCCCCCACAUUUACCAGGAUCUGGAGAAUCAUCCUUCAGUUCUUAAGUAUGAGAAGAUUAAGGGGGUGUCUUCCAACCUUUUCUUUGUAGAACACAACUUUGCUGAACAGGAAAUCCAAGAAGGCAAAAGCCAUCAGAACCAACACGAGGCUCGCUUUGUGGUAGAGCUAUGCAAAUAUUUCCUGUGCCAGGAAUACCUGCCUUCCCAGAUCACCAUCCUCACCACCUAUACUGGGCAGCUCUUCUGCCUGCGCAAACUCAUGCCUGCCAAGACAUUUGCUGGCGUAAAGGUCCACGUCGUGGAUAAAUACCAAGGGGAAGAGAAUGACAUCAUCCUCCUCUCACUAGUGCGGAGCAACCAGGAAGGCAAGGUGGGUUUUCUCCAGAUAUCCAACCGCAUCUGCGUGGCCUUGUCCCGAGCCAAGAAGGGGAUGUACUGCAUCGGGAACAUGCAGAUGCUGGCCAAGGUGCCCUUGUGGAGCAAGAUCAUCCAUACACUUAGAGAGAAUAAUCAAAUAGGCCACACGCUCCGGCUCUGCUGCCAGAACCACCCCGAUACCCACACCUUAGUAUCCAAAGCUUCUGAUUUCCAAAAAGUGCCUGAAGGAGGCUGCAGCCUGCCUUGUGAGUUCCGGCUGGGUUGUGGGCACGUCUGUACCCGUGCCUGCCACCCUUAUGACUCUUCACACAAGGAGUUCCAGUGCAUGAAACCAUGCCAAAAGGUCAUCUGCCAGGAGAGGCACCGGUGCCCCCUUGUUUGCUUCCAGGAGUGUCAGCCUUGUCAGGUGAAGGUGCCCAAAACCAUUCCUCAGUGUGGCCAUAAACAAAUGGUCCCUUGUUCCAUGCCUGCAUCAGAUUUCUGCUGCCAAGAGCCUUGCCCCAAGGUUCUGAGAUGUGGGCACAAAUGCAGCCACCCAUGUGGUGAGGAUUGUGUGCGGUUGUGUUCAAGAAUGGUCACCGUGAAACUCAAGUGUGGGCAUAGCCAACAGGUGAAAUGUGGUAACGUGGAGGACCUAGCAUAUGGUUUGCCAGUCAAGUGCACUACCAAAUGUGGCGCCAUCUUGGACUGCGGGCAUCCUUGCCCAGGUUCCUGCAACAGCUGCUUCGAAGGGCGCUUCCAUGAGCGCUGUCAACAACCCUGUAAGCGCCUGCUCAUCUGCUCACACAAGUGCCAGGAGCCAUGUAUUGGCGAGUGCCCGCCCUGCCAGCGGACCUGUCAGAACCGCUGCGUCCACAGCCAAUGCAAGAAGAAGUGUGGGGAGCUGUGCAGCCCCUGUGUGGAACCCUGUGUCUGGCGCUGCCAGCACUACCAGUGCACCAAACUCUGCUUUGAGCCCUGCAACCGACCCCCAUGCUAUGUGCCUUGUACUAAGCUGCUGGCUUGUGGCCACCCCUGCAUUGGUCUUUGUGGGGAGCCAUGCCCCAAGAAAUGCCGUGUCUGCCACGUGGAAGAGGUCACCCAAAUCUUCUUUGGCUCUGAGGAUGAACCUGAUGCCCGCUUUGUGCAGCUGGAAGACUGCAGCCACAUCUUUGAGGUGCAAGCCCUAGACCACUACAUGAAUGAGCAGGGUGACGAAAUUGCCAUCAAGUUGAAAGUCUGCCCUAUCUGCCAGGUGCCUAUCCGCAAAAACCUGAGGUAUGGAACCAACAUAAAACAGCGGCUGGAAGAGAUUGAAAUCAUCAAGGAAAAGAUCCAGGGCUCAGCGGGGGAAAUCACAACCAGCCAGGAACAGCUUAAGGCCCUGCUGGAGAGGAAGAGUCUCCUCCACCAGCUGCUUCCUGAAGACUUCCUAAUGCUAAAGGAGAAGCUGGCCCAGAAAAAUCUGUCAGUGAAGGACCUGGGCCUGGUUGAGAAUUAUAUCAGCUUUUAUGAUCACCUGGCCAACCUGUUGGAGUCCCUGAAAAAGGUGCAUGUCUUAGAACAAGAAAAAGUGAGGACUCGACUAGACCAGGUCCACGCAUGGCUGGCCAAGAAGCGCUUGAGCUUCAGCAGCCAGGAACUGAGUGACCUCCAAAGUGAAAUCCAGAGACUCACAUACCUGGUGAACCUCCUGACACGCUGCAAGAUGGCACAGGGGAAGGUGACAGGUAGGCUAGCAGCAGAGAUCCUUAGUAUCCGGCAUAUCCUUGAGAAAACGUGUAAGUUCACCCAAGAGGAUGAACAGCUUGUGCAGAAAAAGAUGGAAGCUCUGAAAGCCACCCUUCCCUGCUCUGGCCUGGGCAUCUCAGAGGAAGAGCGAGUGCAGAUCGUCAAGGCCAUGGGUUAUCCUCGUGGUCAUUGGUUCAAGUGUCCCAAUGGCCAUAUCUAUGUGAUUAGCGAUUGCGGGGGAGCCAUGGAGAGGGGAACGUGUCCAGACUGUAAGGAGGUGAUUGGCGGCUCACAUCAUACUCUGGAAAGAAGCAACCAGCUUGCUUCUGAGAUGGAUGGAGCCCAGCAUGCUGCCUGGUCUGAUACGGCCAACAACCUGAUGAACUUUGAGGAGAUCCGGAGGAUGAUGUAGGAAGAUGCUGCACACUGCUGCCUUUUGCCCCGGCCACCAUAUGGCUGGGCUCGGCUCCCUUAUGAAGGAACCGAAGUUUGUUUUUUAUUAUUAUCCUUUAGUAUUAGCAUCUAUUUAAGGAUCCACUUUUAGGGCUUGCCCACAUGUUUCUAGAUUUACCCCUGCGCUAGAGUAAGCACUUUACCUCCAGAACUGAGAGCAAAGUUAACAGAUCUCACCUUUUUCUCUUCUGCAAGUUAGUGGACAGACUCCCUGAAACAUGUUUGGGGUUUCCACCUGGGGCCACCUAGUGCUAUCUCUGGGUGCUUACUUAGUCAGAUAUUCUACGGUGUCCCCCAGGCACAGAGUGUAAGCUUGGUGAAGCUGAUUGAUUCUAAUCGCCAGGCCUUAACUUGCAGGCUAACUCUCAUUCUAACAGCGGCCCAGAGGAGUUGUUCAUGAACUGCUUAUCCCUUCAAGGAGCACAAAAAUCCCUCCUGCCCUCCUCAGGCACCCUCCCUCCAGGAGGCAUGUAAUAAGACAAAGACUUUACCAACUCGCCCUGACCCAGUUACAUACUCACUGAGAGGGGAAAGUGGGUCUGCCCACAUCUGGGAGCUUAUGCAGCAGGCCCAGGCUAACUAAGGAGUGACCCCUGUACCCUUUCCUGUGACUUGCACUUUGGGAUGGUGGAGGUUUCUUUACCCGCCAUAGGAGAGGUUCCGAUAGUAGUGCUGGUCCCCCUGGGCCCUGAAUGGAGUUGAACUCGCAUUCAGUACCAGCAGCACCUAUCCCAAGUGUGAUCCUCCAUCCCAACACCCUCGCGCGGCUUUCGCCUGGGCAGGUUUAGCAUGCCAGCAGCUUCUGCAGGCCCCAGACCCAAGCCAGAAGCCAGCUCCAGGCCUGCGCCUGCGUACGCGUUUCCUCGGUCCAGUGUUCCUUAGAACAGACACUUUAGGUAUCUCAGGUCCUUUCUAAUGUUGGCAAGAAAAAAGUCCCUUUCCUAUGUAUGCCAUUUUUCCUUUUUUGUCUUUACUAUGCACUUUAGCCUAUA